AUGAAGAUGGAAGCCACUGGGCAGUUGGAGCGGGCAACCCGCCCUAGUGUACAGAUGAAGCACCAGGCCGAGAGGGGCAUUUUGGGGAAAGCUGGGGCGGUUCGCCGCCGCUUGCAGAAGAAAGCCCAGUCUAUGGGACUGCUGGACGCGGAUGAGGGGUUGGGCUCCGUGGGCCCUAAUGAUGGAUUCGAUGGGCUUGAGUUUGAGGCCCCUGAUCAGGAUGGCUACCAAUCCCCAGAUGAGACCUAG
Linum trigynum is the source of this 249-nucleotide messenger RNA. The record is from the annotation of a GenBank genome assembly. Lineage: Eukaryota; Viridiplantae; Streptophyta; Magnoliopsida; Malpighiales; Linaceae.